Molecule: messenger RNA, 3171 nt
Organism: Annulohypoxylon maeteangense
Lineage: Eukaryota; Fungi; Ascomycota; Sordariomycetes; Xylariales; Hypoxylaceae
Product: Coatomer, beta
Exons: 5
Coding region: 318-2846 (842 amino acids)
Biological process (GO): retrograde vesicle-mediated transport, Golgi to endoplasmic reticulum; intra-Golgi vesicle-mediated transport; endoplasmic reticulum to Golgi vesicle-mediated transport
Cellular component (GO): COPI vesicle coat
Molecular function (GO): structural molecule activity; protein binding
Source: RefSeq, a predicted model, not a curated record
AUUCAAUGUUGUGUACUUUGGCCGGUCAGGCUAAGCAAAGCUACUAACGACAACUAAACAACAUCCCAAUCGUUUCAACGACCACACCUGGGUAUAGACGAAUGAAUUCUAGUAAUCUACUAGGUAACUAUACUAGGUAACAGGGUACACAAUUAACAACUUCCGAUCCCGAUUUAGAUGGUCUUGUCUUCCAUGGAAUAAUAUAGAUCUACCUACGAUCAACCACUACCACUACUACCAUUACCACCACCACCCCGCCGAGAACAAUCCAUUAUAUUACCGAACCAUUCACUCUACGGGUUGGAGCUGUCGGCAAAAUGAGGCUGGAUGUAAAGCGACAACUCUUUGCGCGCAGCGAGCGUGUUAAGGGCAUCGACUGCCAUCCUCAAGAACCAUGGAUCCUAACGACAUUAUACAGCGGCCAUGUCUACAUUUGGUCGUACGAAACACAACAAAUCGUCAAGACCUUCGAACUUACCGAUGUCCCUGUCCGAGCCGGGCGAUUCGUCGCGAGGAAGAACUGGAUCGUCUGCGGUUCCGACGACUUCCAGCUCAGAGUAUAUAACUAUAACACUUCAGAGAAGAUUGCCUCGUUCGAAGCGCAUCCCGACUACAUACGUGCCAUCGCCGUUCACCCUACGCAACCUUUCGUCCUGACCGCUUCCGAUGACAUGACUAUCAAGCUAUGGGAUUGGGAAAAAGGAUGGAAGUGCGUGCAGAUAUUCGAGGGUCACAGCCAUUACGUUAUGGGACUAGCCAUCAAUCCCAAAGACACCAACACAUUCGCCUCCGCCUGUCUGGAUAGAACCGUUAAGAUCUGGAGCUUGGGAUCAUCUACCGCCAACUUUACGCUCGAGGCUCACGAGACGAAGGGUGUGAACCAUGUCGAUUACUACCCGCACUCUGACAAGCCCUACCUUCUCACGACGUCGGAUGACAGGACCGUCAAGGUUUGGGACUACACUACCAAGAGUCUCAUCGCAAGCCUCGAGGGCCACACGAACAACGUGUCCUUCGCCUGUUACCACCCUGAGCUACCUGUCAUCAUCUCUGGUUCUGAGGAUGGUACUAUCAGGAUAUGGCAUGCCAAUACCUACCGUUUUGAGCAGUCUUUGAACUAUGGGCUAGAGCGUGCUUGGUGUAUUUCCUAUCAACGUGGCAAGCAAGGCGUAGCUGUCGGUUUCGACGAUGGUGCGGUCGUGGUCAAACUGGGACGAGAAGAGCCAGCUGUGUCUAUGGAUAGCUCUGGUAAAUUGAUCUGGGCUAGACAUAACGAAGUAGUAUCCUCUAUAAUAAAGGGUGGCGAUGCUUCGAUUAAGGACAACGAAGCGAUCACACUUCCAACAAAAGAGCUUGGUACUUGCGAAGUUUAUCCGCAAACACUCAUCCACUCUCCCAACGGUCGUUUUGUCGCAGUCUGUGGCGACGGAGAGUACAUCAUCUACACAGCUCUCGCGUGGCGCAACAAGGCGUUCGGAUCCGCGCUAGACUUCGUAUGGGCUUCCAAGGACAAUAGCAACGAUUUCGCUAUUCGCGAGUCGGCGACAAGCGUUAAGGUGUACAAAAACUUUGUUGAAAAAUCUGGCGGCCUAGAUAUCCCUUUCCAGGCCGAUGGCUUGACGGGUGGCGUAUUGCUUGGCGUAAAAGGUCAAGGAGGCGUCUCUUUCUACGACUGGGCCACUGGUGGUUUAGUCAGACGGAUCGAAGUCGAACCUAAACAGGUCUAUUGGUCAGACAGCGGUGAGCUUGUUACGUUGGCGUGCGAGGAUACUUUCUACGUUUUGAGAUUUUCUCGCGAAAGCUACAUCGAAGCUGCCCAGUCUGGUCAAAUCGACGAAGAUGGAGUCGAGGCCGCUUUUGAGGUUAUUACCGAUAUUGCUGAGAGCGUACGAACGGGCCAGUGGGUUGGCGAUUGUUUUAUCUAUACAAAUAGCACAAACCGACUUAACUACCUGGUCGGCGAUCAAAUCUAUACUAUCUCACAUUUCGACCAGCCAACGUAUAUCCUCGGUUAUAUCCAAAGGGAUUCCCGAAUAUACCUCGCAGACAAGGAUGUCAACGUCACGAGUUUUGCCCUCUCUCUUCCCGUAUUGGAAUACCAAACGCUUGUCCUCCGCGGCGAUAUGGAGACGGCUGCCGAACUACUCCCUAGCAUCCCCGCCGAUCAGCUCAACAAGAUUGCCAGGUUCCUCGAGGGCCAAGGUCAUAAGGAGUUGGCGCUCGAAGUUGCCACUGACCCAGAGCACAAGUUCGACUUAUCAUUAUCCCUAAACCAACUCGACAUCGCUCUAGGCCUCGCGCGGGAAGCUGAUAGUGACCACAAGUGGAAGACGGUGGGCGACGCAGCUCUUUCGGGGUGGGAUGUUCCGCUCGCAACCGAGUGCUUUACCCACGCGCGGGACUUGGGAUCGCUUCUCCUAAUCUACUCGAGCACGUCCGACCAGGCUGGAUUGGAGGCACUUGCGAAACAGGCGGAAGAAUCCGGUGCACACAACGUCGCGUUCACCGCCAAAUGGCUACUCGGCGAUACGCCCGGCUGCGUGGAAGUUCUCACCAAGACAAGCAGAUUAGCCGAGGCAGUCUUGUUCUCGCAAACGUACAAGCCCAGCCUCACAGUCGAUGCUACGAAGGCGUGGAAAGAAAACUUGGAGAAGAAUAAGAAGGGCCGCGUCGCAAAAAUGAUCGGUGUUCCGGUAGAAGACGAUGGGCUAUUCCCAGAAUGGGACGAGUGGUUACGACUUGAGAGCGAGGGCGGUGUGGCUAUCGAAAACGUGAAUGGAGAAGCCGAAGAGGCCGAAGAGGAGGAGGAAGAAGAAGCCGAAUCCGAGUCUGAGGCAGACGAGUAGUAUUCGCCUUGGGUGGUGUCAAGUUAUGUCGAGUCGCCUUAUGCUGAGUGACGAUGAAAUGAGAUGAGCCUUGUCUUACGGCCGUCGUGUAGGUACUGUUAAUGGAGUUAGAGGGACGAAAUCAGCAAAAGUCGAAUAGUUGAGUUAGUCACAUCUAGACACUUCUCCAUAGAUGCGGAGGAAAUGUUGCCGUAGCCGAGUAAUGAAAAGUACCUAGUAGGUUACACACAUAUUUCCUACAACAUAUUUUGGUACCUACUAGGUAGAUACUUACAGUUGUUAGCAAACAUACAUGGAUGCACUGGGCACAGGAUAGCUCAAGUAA